Molecule: messenger RNA, 553 nt
Organism: Varanus komodoensis (Komodo dragon)
Lineage: Eukaryota; Metazoa; Chordata; Lepidosauria; Squamata; Varanidae
Gene: RPL23
Product: ribosomal protein L23
Exons: 5
Coding region: 77-499 (140 amino acids)
Biological process (GO): translation
Cellular component (GO): ribosome; cytosolic large ribosomal subunit
Molecular function (GO): structural constituent of ribosome; large ribosomal subunit rRNA binding
Source: RefSeq, a predicted model, not a curated record
UACGGGCGUACGGAAGAAAUAUUAAUCGUCCCAGCAACCUUUGCGCCUUCUUUUUUUUCUUUGCGAGGAUACCAAGAUGUCUAAGCGAGGACGUGGUGGUUCUUCUGGUGCAAAAUUCCGCAUUUCCCUUGGUCUCCCUGUGGGAGCUGUCAUCAAUUGCGCAGAUAACACAGGUGCCAAAAAUCUGUACAUCAUCUCUGUGAAAGGGAUUAAAGGACGCCUAAACAGGCUGCCAGCUGCUGGCGUGGGGGACAUGGUAAUGGCUACUGUCAAAAAAGGCAAGCCAGAGCUCAGGAAGAAAGUACAUCCAGCAGUAGUGAUUCGUCAGCGGAAAUCAUACAGAAGAAAAGAUGGUGUGUUCCUGUACUUUGAAGACAAUGCAGGGGUGAUAGUAAACAACAAAGGCGAAAUGAAAGGUUCUGCUAUCACAGGCCCUGUAGCCAAGGAGUGUGCGGAUCUGUGGCCCAGGAUCGCCUCCAAUGCUGGCAGCAUUGCAUAGGCCUCUCUUGUGCUCUUUGUAAAAAAAUAAUAAUAAUAAAGUGGUUCUACUGAA